GCGGGGGGUUGCCGUUGGGGUGUGAGUGCGCAGGCGCGGGAUGCUGGGUUCUAUCCUCUGCUAUGUUCUGCUGCCGCUCGCGAAACUGCUCAACAGGAUCACAGGUCGGUAUGAUGGCGAUGAACCACCACCAGGAGGCUCCACAUCAUCAGUAACCUCCAGCGAGGAGAUGUCUGAUGACUGCUCCACUCCCCGCCUGUCGCUCCAUCGAGACCAGACCAUGCUCCUGCAGGAGUGGCUGCACGGAGGGGCCAUUGAGGGUCCCCUUCCCUACAGGGACGAGGAAGAAGGGGACGGCGCUGAGUGGCUGGAGCAGGACGAGCCCUGGGAGAACAGGGAUGCAGAUGAGGCCUUUGCCAUGUGGCAGGAGGUGUGCAGGGCGAGCGCUGCCCAUCAGGCCGGGCCGGGGUGGCCAGCCUCCAUUGACGAGGACCCGAGUAUUAUGGGAUGGCAGUUGGCUCCCGUGCCAGAGCUUGGCAGAGGGUGGCAGCUGAUGCCUAGCCAGGGCACAGUGGAGAACUACGAGGGGGGGCUGGAGGAGCCUGAGGACGGCAUGAAUGGGACAGAGAACGAUGGCACACUCCCAGGCAUGGCGGGCUGGCCCUUUCACUCGGUGAUGGGAAUGAACGGGGAAGAGGCGAGUCUGUGGGAGCUCCUGGACCAAGGUGGCGUUGGGAUGAUGGGAAUGGACCCUUGUGAAGAGCUGCUGCGGGUGUGGGAGGACCUGCCGGGACCACCACACACUGACCAGGCCUUCGAGUUCACCAUCAUGUCGUACAACAUCCUGUCGCAGGACCUUCUGGAGAUGAACGGCAGCCUGUACACGCACUGCCCGCCCGACUACCUCACCUGGGACUUCCGCUGCCAGAACAUUCUGCGCGAGUUUGACACUUGGACCCCGGAUAUCCUGUGCUUGCAGGAGGUUCAGGAGGAUUAUUUUCAGCAGCAUCUCCAACAAGCACUGGAGCUCCGAGGCUACAAGUGCACGUACAAGCGGCGCACAGGCUCCAAGACAGACGGCUGUGCGGUGUGUUACCAAGGGGAGCGUUUCUCUCUGGAAUGCGAGCGGGCGGUGGAGUAUUUGCGGCCCGGGGUGGAGACGCUGGACAGAGACAACGUGGGGCUGUUGCUGCUGCUCCAGCCCCAGGACGAGGAGAGCCCCCAGGCCUGGCCCCCGAUCUGCGUGGCCAACACUCACCUGAUCUACAACCCGCGGCGCGGAGAUAUCAAGCUGGCACAGCUGGCACUGCUGUUUGCCGAGAUCGACCGGCUGGCAGGGCUGGGCAGCGGGGCCGGGGACACACGCUGUCCCGUUAUUCUCUGUGGUGACAUGAACUCCGCCCCCCACUCCCCUCUCUAUCAGUUCAUCCAGGACGGCCAGCUGGACUAUUAUGGGAUGCCGGCUUGGAAGGUCUCGAACCAGGAGGACUCUUCCCACAGGCUUCACCAGAGGAGACUGUAUGAGCCGCUGUGGCCUAGGAACCUGGGUAUCACCGAUCACUGUCAGUACCGGAGCCAGAGUGACAGGAGCCAACCAGGGGGAUGGAGGUACGAGCGGGACUUUCUGCUCAGCUUGCGAUACUCUGCCCCCGCGCUGGAGCGUCCACACGGCCUCAUCUUCAUCGAAGGUGUGUCUGACACAAAGCCAGAUGCUGGAAAUCUGAAACACAAACAGCAGUCGCUGGGGUCCUGUCUUGACUCAGUGGCCCCCAGAGGCGGAAUGGAAGGUGACACCCAUGCGGAUGAGAUCUUCUGUACCAGGUCUCGCCGGCUGAUCAGUCACGGUCUGAACCUGACCUCGGUGUACAGCCAUUACCAAUCUGACAGCAAACAGCCCGAGGUCACCACCUGCACCUCCAACAGCUGCCUCACCGUGGAUUACAUCUUCUUCUCCUCACAGACACAAGGUGGUGAUGGUGAUGGUGAUGUUGGGCUGCGGCCCCAGGCUCGCCUCUCGCUGCUCUCCGAGGAGGAUCUCUGGACGGCCAACGGGUUGCCCAACGGGACCUGCUCAUCCGACCACCUGUGCCUCCUGGCUAGGUUUGGGCUGGAGCCUCGUGGUCAGUGACAUACGCUGAGGACGGUGAUGGGGGGGGCUGGGUGGGGGGGGGAGAAGAGGGCGAGGCCUUUCCUGACACAGGGGCGCCAUCCCUCGGCAGCCCCCGGUGGAGGAGGGGGGUGACAAGAACAGGACAAAUCCCCACUUUCACCCCCUUCCCCCCCGACUACCCCAUCCAUUACCAAACUGGCUAUUACAAGCCGGAACACCAGAGGAGGAGGAGGAGGAUGUGAGUGGAAUCAGGAUAGAACAGGGUAAAGAUUCUCGCCCCUCUCCCUGCCCAGCAGCGCCUCUCGCCUCACAGUCAGAAGGUUGUUGGUUCAAUCUCACCUCACCCC
This is a messenger RNA of Callorhinchus milii (elephant shark), 2397 nucleotides long. RefSeq names its product protein angel homolog 1. The record is from RefSeq and is a predicted model, not a curated record. NCBI's taxonomy places the organism in Eukaryota, Metazoa, Chordata, Chondrichthyes, Chimaeriformes, Callorhinchidae. Gene Ontology annotation, molecular function: 3'-5'-RNA exonuclease activity. Bases 41 to 2068 code for a protein of 675 amino acids. The transcript has 10 exons.